Messenger RNA from Linum trigynum, 1257 nucleotides. The record is from the annotation of a GenBank genome assembly. NCBI's taxonomy places the organism in Eukaryota, Viridiplantae, Streptophyta, Magnoliopsida, Malpighiales, Linaceae.
GGAAACCAAAAGGGAAGAAGAAGAAGAAGAAGCGUCCCGAAGGAACAAGCAGUCAAAGUCCAGAAUGGGAUAUUCAAGAAGUACUUCCUUCAAUGGUAACAGUACGACGGCGCCGGCCAGCAUUACGAUGAUCGCUGUGCUGAUCAUCGCCGUCGGCAUAUCAUCGACGGCGGGACAAGGACUGCUGAGGGAGAACUUCUACGCCGGGAGCUGCCCGAACGUGGAGGCCAUCGUUCAGCAGGCGGUGGCGACCAAAGCCAGCCAGCAGUUCACCACCAUCCCCGCCACUCUCCGCCUCUUCUUCCAUGACUGCUUUGUCACCGGCUGCGAUGCGUCAGUAAUGGUGGCGUCACCAAAUGGAGAUGCGGAGAAAGAUGCUUCCGACAACCUUUCGCUCGCCGGUGAUGGUUUCGACACAAUCGUAAGAUCAAAAACUGCGGUGGAAGCCAUAUGUCCCGGAGUUGUCUCUUGUGCAGACAUCAUGGCCAUUGCCGCUCGUGACGUUGUAGCAUUGGCUGGAGGCCCAUCAUUUGCAGUGGAACUGGGGCGAAGGGAUGGCAUGGUUUCCAAUGCAUCCCUCGUGGCCGGAAACCUGCCGGAGCCCAACAUGACCUUGCCUGAGCUCAAUGCCAUCUUCGCCAGGCACAAUCUCACCCAACUCGACAUGAUCGCGCUGUCCGGUGCUCACACGCUCGGCUUCUCCCACUGUGACCGCUUUGCCAACCGCCUCUACUCGUUUUCCAAAACAUCCACCGUGGAUCCUUCCUUGAACGCAACUUAUGCUCGGCAGCUUAUGAAGGCGUGCCCUCAAAACGUGGAUCCUAGCAUUGCCAUCGACAUGGACCCUACGACGGCACGGACGUUCGACAAUGUCUACUACCAGAAUCUGGUUGAAGGCAUGGGUUUGUUCACUUCGGAUGAGGUGUUGUAUUCUAAUCCGAGGUCUCAGCCAACUGUGCUGGAUUUUGCGAGGAAUGCUGGCGAUUUCAAUGGAGCUUUUUCAUUUGCGAUGAGGAAGUUGGGGCGAGUCGGGGUGAAGACCGGGAGCCAAGGGAGUAUUAGGAGUGACUGCACAAACAUAAACUCUUGAGAAUUGUAGAACAAAGUGCUUCUCCAAAUGGUGCAAUAAGAAGAGGAAAAUUCAUGAUUGUUAGAUUUCUCUCAUGGAGAGAUGUAUAGAGAUUUAUAGAUAUAUGUACACAUACAUCAAAACAGUCAAAGGAUCGAAUAAGAAGACAAUAAAUUACUGAUUUGUCA